AUGGCGACUAUGGUGGAUCCUCCGAAUGGGAUCAAGCCUCAAGGGAAGCAUUGUUUCCGGCUGUGGCAGACAUUGUUUGAGAUUGACACCAAAUAUGUUCUUAUCCAACCCGUAGGAAAAGGAUCCUAUGGGAUCGUCUGCUCUUCCUUUAACACAGAAACGAAUGGGAUAGUUGCCAUUAAGAAGAUCAAGAAUGUGUUUGAGAGUCAGAUUGAUGCACUGAGGAUGUUGAGGGAGAUGAUUUUGUUGAGGCACAUCAAGCAUGAAAAUGUAAUUGCUUUGAAGGAUGUUAUGAUGCCGACCCACCGGAAAAACUUCAUGGAUGUUUAUCUUGUUUAUGAACUCGUGGAUACCGAUCUGCAUUGCGUCAUUAGGUUCUCUCAACCUCUUUCCCGUGACCACUGCCAGUUUUUUCUUUGUCAGCUGCUUCGGGGGCUGAGGUAUCUUCACUCAGCAAAUAUUCUUCAUCGAGACCUAAAGCCAGGCAACAUCCUCAUCAAUGCGAACUGCGACCUGAAAAUAUGCGAUUUUGGACUAGCGCAUACCAGCAGAGGUGACGGUGAGUUCAUGACAGAGUACGUUGUCACCCGAUGGUAUCGGGCUCCAGAGCUUCUCCUCGGCUCUGACACUUAUGGAGCAUCCAUUGACGUCUGGUCUGUUGGAUGUAUUUUUGCUGAAAUCCUUGGCCGAAAGCCUAUCUUCCCCGGAACCGAUUGCUUUGAUCAGCUUAAACUAAUAAUCAGUGUUCUUGGGAGUCGGCUGGAAGCUGAUCUAGCAUUCAUUGUUAACCCAAAGGCCAGGACAUUCAUCAGUUCAUAUUCCUUUAUACGAGAGGAAUCCCAUUUGUGCAGUUGUAUCCCGAGGCGGAUCCUCUAGCGAUAGCUUU
Messenger RNA from Malania oleifera, 886 nucleotides. Its product is annotated as mitogen-activated protein kinase 7-like. Gene Ontology annotation, molecular function: ATP binding; MAP kinase activity. The record is from RefSeq and is a predicted model, not a curated record. Lineage: Eukaryota; Viridiplantae; Streptophyta; Magnoliopsida; Santalales; Ximeniaceae. The transcript is spliced from 2 exons. Gene Ontology annotation, cellular component: nucleus; cytoplasm. The coding region runs from base 1 to 876 and encodes 291 amino acids. Gene Ontology annotation, biological process: intracellular signal transduction; protein phosphorylation.